Molecule: messenger RNA, 516 nt
Organism: Cryptomeria japonica (Japanese cedar)
Lineage: Eukaryota; Viridiplantae; Streptophyta; Pinopsida; Cupressales; Cupressaceae
Exons: 1
Coding region: 1-516 (171 amino acids)
Source: RefSeq, a predicted model, not a curated record
AUGUUGGAGUAUGAUGCAUGGUUUGCUAGACAUAGGCCGAUUCCACUUACUGAUCCUGCUAUUUUGAUUAUAGCACAACAAAUUCGCCAUCCUAGACAACGCUUGAGGAUAGACACGGGGGAGAGAGUCAGAGGAGGAGAGGAGGGUGGAGCCGAGGAAGGAGGUGAGGGAGAGGAUGAGAUAGGAGAUGAGGGAGGUGGAGAAACAGAUGUAGACAUUGGUGGAGACACAAAGUCUAUCAGUAGUGGGGAUAGCGAUGAUUCUUCAGAGUCAUCGAGCAGCAAGGAUGGAGACGAUGAUGAUGAUAUGCUAGAGUUAGAGGACGUGCCUGCUGUAGAGGGUGGGAGAGGACAGGUGGGCGAUGAGGACAAUCUGCAGGUUCUUAGAGCGUGGAUCCAGAGUUUGGAGGAGGAGGUCCCUAGACGAGAUGUUGAGCGGGAGGCCUACCAUGCAGAUUACGGUGCGCUUGAGGCUAAGAGGGAUCAUCUCCAGAGGGAGAGAGAUGAGCCAGUCUGA